AUGGCGAAAUUUUACAUCUUCUUCCUCCUGUCCCUGGCCGCUGCCAAGUCUCCCAUCGUUGAUCUGGGAUAUACGAGCUAUGAAGGUCGUUCACUUGCCAAUGGUGUCUCACAGUGGCUUGGGAUGCGCUAUGCUGCUCCUCCACUAAAUGAGCUGCGCUUUGAAGCACCCCAGGAUCCCCUCUCGCAAAAGGGAGUUCAACAGGCAGCCCAACAUGGUGCUGUUUGUAUUCCCGUCGCCAGCAGUCUAAACGCAGCUGUGCCUGGUGGUACCUCGGAGGACUGCCUAUUCUUAGAUGUUUACGCCCCCACUGACGCACUGGAGUCAAAUAAGAAACUUCCAGUGUACUUUUUCAUUCAGGGCGGGGGAUUUGCGUCUUUGUCUAAUCAGAAUUACAACGGUACGGGCUUGGUCGAGGCCUCGGAGUUGAAUAUCGUGGUCGUCACCUUCAAUUACCGUGUUGGACCAUACGGUUUUCUUGCUGGUGAGGAAGUUGAGCAGAAGGCUAGCUUGAACAAUGGGUUGAAAGAUCAAAUCAAGGCUCUCCAGUGGGUGCAAAAUCAUAUCAGCAAGUUUGGCGGCGAUCCUGACCACGUCGUCAUCGGCGGCGACAGUGCAGGCGGCGCAUCCGUAACACUCUUGCUCUCUGCAUAUGGCGGGCGAAACGAUAAGCUCUUCGUCGGCGCUGCCGCCGAAUCUCAAAGCUUCGCAAAUAUGCUCAACAUCUCCGAGAGCCAAUUCGCAUACGACAGACUAGCCACCCGUACAGGCUGUGACACAAGCAGCAACUCCUUCGCCUGUCUACGUAACCUAGACAUUGCUGCCCUCCAAGCACAAAACAUUCCAACCCCGUACCCAGGAGCCCCAGGAAAUCCAUUGUACUUAUACGGUCCAACCGUUGAUGAAGAUCUCGUGCAAGAUCACACCUACAAACUCUUCCACGAAGGGAAAUUCAUCAAAGUACCCGUGAUAUUCGGCGACGACACAAACGAAGGCACCAUUUUCGUUCCAAAGAGUACCGCCAGUGUCUCCGACGCAGACAACUUCAUCAAAGACCAGUUCCCAACCAUCACCAAAGCCCAACUAUCCGAAAUAAACAGCAUGUAUCUCACCGAGGACCAGACCCGCAAUUUCCCAAACGCACAACCCUACUGGCGUCCCGCAAGCAACGCUUACGGUGAAAUACGUUACAUCUGUCCAGGCAUCGACAUGUCCUCCGUCUACGCCGCAGCCAACAUCCACAGCUGGAACUACCACUACGCCGUGCUAGACCCAUGGUCCGAAGGCAACGGCACGGGCGUCUCGCACACGGUGGAGGUGAACGCGAUCUGGGGGCCGCAGUAUGUUAGCGGGGUACCGCCGGAAUCGUAUUGGAAUAUCAAUGCAAAUAUUGUGCCUGUCAUGCAGGGGUAUUGGACGAGUUUUGUGAGGGCGUUAGAUCCGAAUAAAUAUCGGUAUCCUGGGAGUCCGGAGUGGAAGACUUGGGGGGAGGGGGAUGAUGCUUUCCGCAGGAUUUUCAUUCGGACGAAUGAGACGAGCAUGGAGAGUGAGCCGCAGGCGCAGCGGGAUCGGUGUAAAUAUCUGGUCGGUAUUGGGGAGAGCUUGAGGCAGUAG
This is a messenger RNA of Penicillium daleae, 1614 nucleotides long. RefSeq lists its product as uncharacterized. The record is from RefSeq and is a predicted model, not a curated record. The transcript is spliced from 3 exons. Bases 1 to 1614 code for a protein of 537 amino acids. NCBI's taxonomy places the organism in Eukaryota, Fungi, Ascomycota, Eurotiomycetes, Eurotiales, Aspergillaceae.